Rhopalosiphum maidis (corn leaf aphid) is the source of this 2028-nucleotide messenger RNA. Its product is annotated as protein monoglycylase TTLL8-like. NCBI's taxonomy places the organism in Eukaryota, Metazoa, Arthropoda, Insecta, Hemiptera, Aphididae. Gene Ontology annotation, molecular function: protein-glycine ligase activity, initiating. The record is from RefSeq and is a predicted model, not a curated record. Gene Ontology annotation, cellular component: cilium. Gene Ontology annotation, biological process: protein polyglycylation; cilium movement; cilium assembly.
AUGCCGAUGGCUUCUAACAACCAAAUAACACUUCAUUGCAAGAACUCUGUGGGCACUGUGGACCAAGCAAUUCGCGAAAGGAAAAUAUUUACCGCAGUAGCUAAAAUGCCGGCCGAGAUUCAGAUGACGUUAAUCAAGAAUGGUUGGAUCGGCAAAAUUAAGGACGACAACAAUUUUCGAAACAGUGAUGGUCCCACCGUAAUAUUAUCGCUACACAAUAACGUCGAGCGCGUCAAGACGAUCGUCAAGCGUUACGAAUCCGGCCUAGUGUGGACAGACGCGCUCAGCAGCGGCGUCAACUGGAUGACGUUACACCCGGACGUCGUGAUUAACCGAUUCCCGAGGGACGCAAACGCCGCGUUAAAGCUAUGCGGUCACACUCUGGCCGGAAAAUCUGAAUUCGAUUUCCACUAUCCUAGGGCAUACCGGGCAUGCGCCGACGAGUUGCACGCGGACCGUAGCUUUGUAUCGGAUUAUUCAUUAACCGCUUGCGUGUCAUUACUACGUGCAUUCGUGGACGGCGAUCAUCAAGCCAUGUGCGCCAAAAGUGGUCAAGCUCCUCUUUCGGCACUCCAUUUUGCCGCGACUAAAUGUCACAAAUACUUAAUGGGCGAUGGAUCGCUAGGGGCGUCAGAAUUUUCGGGCAAGGGAGCUGACUGGGAAACGUUUUUCGAACAUUACUACAUGAUCGUGCACGACAAAAAAAAGUUCACUGUGCCGGGGACGGGUGACGACGUUGACGCGGCGCUGCGUUACCUGGCAGCGUCUAGUAGACUGAUCGUGAAUCAGAUGACAGCGGCGAGGCCGCAGACGGCGAUGGACGGCUACAAGAACAUUUGGAUAGUCAAGGACACGGCGGGCCAUCGUCGCCGGCCCGUGAUGUUGAACAAGAUCGGUGACGUGCUGAACCGGUGCGCGCGACCAGGUGACGCCGCAAACCGCAUCGUGCAGAAGUACAUCGAGACGCCUCUUCUGCGUAACAACGUCAAGUCGGACGUAUACACGUGGAUCGUGCUAUCGACGCUUGGCGGCCGGCAGACAACUUGGCUGCACCGGACGUGCGUUAUACAACCAUACGCACACAGGUUUUCGUUGUACCAGGAUUCCUCCAGGUCCGGGCACUUUGACCGGUUCAAGACGGGAGGGCUGCAUGGUAUGCUGCGGUCGACGGCGCUGAUUUUCGGCCUCAAGCAGCUCGGAGCGAAGAUGCGGCGUGGCGCUAAGGCGAACAAGCUGCUGCAACAGCAACGGCGGGUGAACGAAGACGACCGUACUGACGGCGACAACGUCUACACGGCGGUCAAGCGGUCCACGGUGUCGGCGGUGACCGCGGCCGUGGCGUCCGGUUCCAUUAAUCUGCGGCCCAAUUGCUUGGAGCUGUUUCGUGGAACGUUCGUGUUGGGCGACGAUUUGCGGCCGUGGCUAAUCGACAUAGUGGCUGACGACCCAUGUCUGGCCGCUGACUGCGAGGAACGUGACCGGCUGGCGGCGCCCGCGGCCACUCGCGUGAUACGGAGUGUAGUGCAAGGCGUGGCCAAGAUGCUUGUCGAUAGCGGCCGCCGAGGCCGAGCCACCAGGUUUGGCAUGUUUGACAUGGUGCACGAGUGCCCAUUGCCGGUCGGCGCCGGAUCAUACGUUCCGCGACUGUUCGUCGCGCCCAAGUCUACUCACCGGUCGCGCUUGUCCGCACGUACAGCGUCGCGCACCGACCACCCGAACGCCUAUCUCCAACAGUAUUGGUGGAAUGACGAUAACAUCCACACGUACGUUGAGAUGAUUAGCGCCGAAGACGUGCAGGAUAAACCGCUGCAACAAGCGCCCCGUUGGUCGGUCGGCCUGCUGACGACGAUGGCGGACAAUGCGGAUCUGUUAGCCGGAUCUGCUAAAAACCGCGAUCUUUGCAAUCCCAACGAAAAUCGUAGGUAUUUAAAGUUUUUAGAUAAAUACAAGACGAAAAUCACGUCCGCGUUAAGAGUAUACAAAACAAUCAUACGCCGAAACUGCAAUAAUAAGAAACGUUAUACGUAA